Molecule: messenger RNA, 1236 nt
Organism: Sporothrix brasiliensis 5110
Lineage: Eukaryota; Fungi; Ascomycota; Sordariomycetes; Ophiostomatales; Ophiostomataceae
Exons: 3
Coding region: 1-1236 (411 amino acids)
Source: RefSeq, a predicted model, not a curated record
AUGUCCGACAUCGACCACUCCCGCGAUGGCGAGUCCAAGGUCACCGAAAUCAUCGCCAUCAUCACCGUCAGCUGCGUCUUGACGUCGACCCUCGUCGUCCUCCGUGUCGUCACGCGCACCUUUAUCGUCCGCGCCUUUGGCCCCGACGACUGGGUCUUGGUCGUGGCUCAGGUCCUCGCCAUCGCGGCGGCCGUCGCCAUCGGAUUGGAACAACACUUUGGCAUGGGCCGUCAUGUGUGGACAAUCGAAGACCUCGUACCAUACACCAAGAGCUUCUACUCGUCCAUCCUCGUCUACAACGCCGCGCUCGUCCUCGUCAAGGUCUCCAUCGUCCUCAUGUACCGCCGCAUCUUUGUCGGCACCUGGCUCCAGCGCGCGAACCUCGCCGCCCUCGUCUUCCUGACCGCCUGGGGCAUUGCCCUCGUGUCCUUUUUGUCCAUGCUCUGCCUGCCCAUCCAGCUGCUCUGGGAUCCCACCGUCAAGGGCCACUGCAUCGACUUUGUGCCCGCCUUCUUUGCGCCCGCCGUCAUCAACCUCAUCACCGACCUGACCGUCUUCAUCCUGCCGCUGCCGGCCAUCCGCCAGCUCCAGCUGCCCCUGCGCCAAAAGAUCAUCCUGGCCUUUAUUCUGUGCCUCGGCCUCUUUACCUGCAUCAUCUCCAUCGUCCGCCUCUCCACCCUCGACGCCGCCGCCACGUCCUCCGACACCACCUGGGACAACACGGGCGCCGCCCUCUGGUCGUACCUCGAGCUGACCGUGGCCAUCAUCGCCGCCUGCCUGCCGACCCUGCGGCCCUUUGUCUCCCGCUUCUUCCCCCGCCUCAUCUCGUCGGGCGGCUCCAACGACCAGCACUCGGCGCCGCCCACGGGGCCCGACGGGCCCCUCCAGACCUGGGGCGGCUCCGGCGGGGACAGCUCCAGCACGCCCUCGGGCCAGUACUCCAAAGUCAGCGACAGCACCGACGCGCUGUACGCCGAUGCCGAGAUUGGCAUGGACGUGCUGGCCCCGGUCGACAAGCCACAGCCCGUCGUGCAGACGACGGUCCAGCACACGUAUCGCGAAUCCGUGGCCCGCCGCGGCCGCAACGAGACGACCAUUGGCACGGGCCGCAGUCCGCGGUCGCAGGGCAGCGACGAAGUCGAGCUCACGGGCCAGGCGUACGGGCACGGCAACGGAAACACAAAGACAAAUAGCGGGAUCCGAGCAACAACGACCAUUAAACAGGAGUACCAGUAG